Messenger RNA from Galeopterus variegatus (Sunda flying lemur), 3888 nucleotides. It is a transcript of the gene CRAMP1, whose product is annotated as Crm, cramped-like (Drosophila). Gene Ontology annotation, biological process: pattern specification process. Lineage: Eukaryota; Metazoa; Chordata; Mammalia; Dermoptera; Cynocephalidae. The coding region runs from base 106 to 3318 and encodes 1070 amino acids. The transcript is spliced from 19 exons. Gene Ontology annotation, molecular function: chromatin binding. The record is from RefSeq and is a predicted model, not a curated record. Gene Ontology annotation, cellular component: nucleus.
GACAAGAACACCUUCUUCGAGGGGCUGUACGAGCAUGGGAAAGACUUUGAAGCCAUCCAGAACAACAUCGCUCUGAAGUAUAGGAAGAAGGGCAGGCCUGCGAGCAUGGUGAAGAACAAGGAGCAGGUCCGGCACUUCUACUACCGCACCUGGCAUAAGAUCACCAAGUACAUCGACUUCGACAACGUGUUCUCCCGAGGGCUGAAGAAGUCAUCGCAGGAGCUGUAUGGCCUCAUCUGCUAUGGCGAGCUGCGCAAGAAGAUUGGGGGCUGUAUGGACGACAAGAACGCGUCAAAGCUGAACGAGCUCAUCCAGGCUGGGGCCACCACGGUACGUUACAAAGGGAGAAACCUGCGGAUCAAAGCACCCAUGUGCCGGGCCCUGAAGAAGCUCUGCGAUCCAGAUGGGUUGAGUGACGAAGAGGACCAGAAGCCAGUGCGCCUGCCCCUGAAAGUCCCUAUAGAGUUGCAGCCACGGAACAACCAUGCCUGGGCCCGCGUGCAGAGCCUGGCCCAGAACCCACGCCUCAGGAUGAUCGUGGAGCUGCACCGAAAGGUCUCCAGCCUCAUCGAAUUCCUGAAGCAGAAGUGGGCACUCCAUGAAGUGCGAAUUCGGAAGACCCUCGAAGAGCGGCAGCUGCAGGACUCGUGUGCUGCGCCCACUCAAGAGAAGGUGAUGCUGCACCUGUUCCCCAGUGAGAACUGCACGCUGACACCGCUGCCAGGUGUGGCCCGUGUGGUGCACUCCAAGGCCUUCUGCACGGUGCACUGGCAGGAGGGCAGCCGGUGCAAGCAGAGCACCAAGGACGCCCAUGCGCUGCCCCCAGCCCAGAUCCUGGGCAUCCAGAGUGGGCAGGGCACAGCCCGGGGCCAAGUGAAGUGCCCGCGGGGCAGUGCUGAGGGCAAGGGCGGGGGACGGCCUCCUCCCACCGCUGACACCUCGCAGAGCUCUGGAGAGAGCUCCCCUGAAAGUGUCCCUGGGGAGGGGGCUGCCCCGAGCCUGAGUAGCCCAGACGCUCCGGACCGGCCUCCCCCCAGGCACCAGGACCCUGAACAACAUCUUGAGAAGAUUCCUACAGCAGGCAGGGACGGCCCCACCCGAGAGCUGGGGCCCUUGCCAUGUGCCUAUGGCCACCUCCCAGACCUGGAGGAUGAGCUCUCACUCCUUGAUCCCUUUCCCCGCUACCUGAAGUCCUGUCAGGACCUCAUUGUCCCUGAGCAGUGCCGCUGUGCGGACACUCAGCCCGGGAGCGAGCACCCUCUCCCUGCAGGAGCUCCCUCCCCAGAUGCUCCUGCACCCCACAGCAGGGAGGCUGCUGACCUUGCCCCACUUGGCCUGGACCCUCAGCCCAGCCCUGGCCCUGGGCUCCUGCCAGAUGUUUGCACUAAAGACUCAGCAGAUGCACCUGCAGAGGAGCCCCAAGAGAAGGGGAGCCCCUCAGAGCCCCCACCGCCUCAGGGACAGCCUGCUGCCAGGCCCCUAAAGGAGGUCCCUGCCAGCCGGCUGGCCCAGCAGCUCCGUGAGGAAGGCUGGAACCUGCAGACCUCUGAGAGCCUUACACUGGCCGAAGUCUACCUCAUGAUGGGCAAGCCGAGCAAGCUGCAGCUGGAGUAUGACUGGCUGGCCGUGCUGGGCCCUGAGGACCAGGGUCCCUGCCCUGGCCCCCCGCCCGCCACUCUCCACAAGCAGCGUCUCCUCAGCUGCCUUCUGAGGCUCAUCUCCACCGAGGUCAACCCCAAACUGGCUCCAGAAGCCAAUGCCAUGUCCAUGGCCUCGGUGAGGCCUGCCCAGGAGGAGCAGUCAACGACUCCCCCAGGGAAGAUGGUGACCAUCAGCUCCCGGAGCCCCCGCUGCCCUCGGAACCAGGCCACCCUCCGCAGCAAGACUUUCUCACCCAGCUCUGCACCUUGCCCCUCAGGUUUGAGAAACCCUCCAAGACCCCUCUUGGUGGCUGGUCCCUCCAGCACAGGAAGCAGUGACUCAGAUGGUGGCCUUUUUGCUGUCCCAACAACUUUGCCACCUAACAGCCGACACGGCAAGCUCUUCUCUCCUAGUAAGGAGGCAGAACUGACUUUCCGCCAGCAUCUGAGCUCCAUCAGUAUGCAGUCAGAUUUCUUCUUGCCAAAGCCCAGGAAAUUACGGAACCGGCACCUGCGGAAGCCAUUGGUGGUCCAGAGAACACUGCUUCCUAGACCGUCUGAGAGCCAGCCCCACAGUGUCUGCUCCUUCUCCGUCCUGUCUAAUUCCUCCAUCACAGGGAGAGGUUCCUUCCGGCCCAUCCAGUCUUCUCUGACCAAAGCAGCUCUGUCUCGGCCAAUUGUGCCCAAGGUCCUUCCACCCCAGACCACGAGUCACCUGGCCAGUGCUAUUGACUUAGCAGCUAAAAGUGCCGGCAUCAUCCCUGGGAGCCCCCUCCCUGUCUUGGAUACUGAGGGCUUGUCUGGCAUCUCUCCACUGUCUUCAGACAAGGUGACAGCUGCCGUCUCAAGUCAGGACUGCACUGGAACCCACCAGAAUGGAGACCCCAUCCCUGCCGUGGGGGGCACAAGCAACCCAUUCAUCAGCGUCCCCUCAAGGCCUGAGCAGGAGCCUGUGGCAGAUGGUUUCCAGGGUGCAUCCAUUCUCUCCUUGUCCGAGCUGCCCAAGGCUCCUCUCCAGAACGGCCUCUCCACACCCCUGCCUUCAACAGAGACCUCCAGCACCCGGCUCUCUCCGCCCAACGUCUCUGCACUGCUGGACAUCUCUCUGCCUGGCCCACCCGAGGACGUGCUGUCGCAGGGGGAGCCCGCCACACACAUCAGCGACUCCAUCAUCGAGAUUGCCAUCAGCUCUGGCCAGUACGGUGAAGGGGUCCCUCUUUCUCCAGCAAAACUGAAUGGCAGUGACAGUUCCAAGAGUCUGCCUUCCCCGUCCAGCAGCCCCCAGCCAAACUGGAUCACCUCUCCCACCCACGACCCGCAGUGGUACCCCAGUGACUCCACAGACUCCUCACUCAGCAGCUUGUUAGCAAGUUUCAUCUCCCCAGAGAAGAGCCGGAAAAUGUUGCCAACUCCUGUUGGGACAAACAGUGGUACCUCCUUGCUUGGCCCCAGCUUGCUGGAUGGAAACUCGCGGGACUCAUUUGUGUCCAGAUCCCUGGCCGAUGUUGCAGAGGUGGUGGAUUCCCAGCUGGUGUGCAUGAUGAAUGAAAACAGCAUUGAUUACAUAUCUCGGUUCAAUGACCUGGCCCAAGAGCUAUCCAUCACGGAGCCUGGCCGCCGAGAGAUUCUAUUCGAUAACGGUGGAGGUGGCCCCCCCACUGGUGACCUCUCCCAGUGACCGCACUUCAUGGCAGGGGCACUCUGCAGGCUGUAUGGUAGGGCUUACAGGCUGGUAGUCCUUAUCUGUGGUAGAUGAAACCUUCUUCAAACUAUAGAAAACAAAUCAAGCCCAGGACCCCACAGACAGUCUGAACAGAGGCACCUCUGCACCCCACAGUGUGCAACAUAUAGGAAUAGCUGGUCACAGCCAAUUCCCAAUGAGCAGAGGGCGGCGGUGUCCCAGGCUGAGGACAGGAACUGCCGUGGUGUGGGAGUGGCACCUCACCAGUGCCGGGCGGCACGAGGCUCUGCAGCGAUCCUGUUUCAGUCCACAUUCUGCCUCAUUGGCUGCGCUAGACAUUCGUGGGUUUUCUCUGUAGGAGAAGGGAGUGUGUAUGCUUUGGCCUUGUCAUUGCAUACUGGGGAGUUGCCAUCUCCCCUCCCUGCAGGGAGGCUCCGGGACACUGCCACUGUCCUUUUGCCAAAUCUGCCACAGUGCAGCCAUCCUUUAUGCGGAUGACGGGGAGGACAGUGGAUGUGGCCUGGGCUCCUGCCUCUUGGUAUCCACACGCUGAGACAGCAGAUACUU